Oryzias melastigma (Indian medaka) is the source of this 1437-nucleotide messenger RNA. Its product is annotated as voltage-dependent anion-selective channel protein 2. The record is from RefSeq and is a predicted model, not a curated record. The transcript is spliced from 9 exons. Bases 163 to 1014 code for a protein of 283 amino acids. Gene Ontology annotation, molecular function: voltage-gated monoatomic anion channel activity. Gene Ontology annotation, biological process: monoatomic anion transmembrane transport. Gene Ontology annotation, cellular component: mitochondrial outer membrane. Lineage: Eukaryota; Metazoa; Chordata; Actinopteri; Beloniformes; Adrianichthyidae.
AAAGGAACAGCAACAUUUCAUGGUCCUACGACCCGGAGGUCAACAGGGGUUUUAAUGCGGUGUCUCCUCCAUAUCGUCCUACACCGGUUUGAUCACAUUUCUGCACCUUUUUCACCUCCAAAGUUUACCAGGACACAUUGAACAACAAUUAUUUCUGUAAUAAUGGCAGUUCCUCCAGCCUAUGCAGACUUGGGAAAAUCAGCAAAAGAUAUCUUUAAUAAAGGCUAUGGGUUCGGUCUGGUCAAGCUUGAUGUGAAGACCAAAUCUUCAAGCGGAGUGGAGUUUAAAACGUCCGGCUCAUCGAACGUGGACACCAGCAAGGUCACUGGUACUCUGGAAACCAAGUAUAAAUUGGCCGAGUACGGGUUGACCUUUACAGAGAAAUGGAGCACAGAAAACACACUGGGGACUGAAGUUUGUGUCGAGGACCAGAUCACCAAAGGGCUGAAACUUAACUUUGAUACCACGUUUUCACCUAACACUGGCAAGAAGAGUGGCAAGAUCAAGGCGGCCUAUAAAAGGGAACACGUCAACGCCGGUGUUGAUGUAGAUUUAGAUUUUGCUGGUCCUACUAUACACGCAGCAGCAGUAGGUGGUUAUGAGGGGUGGCUGGCGGGUUACCAGAUGACCUUUGACUCGGCCAAGUCUAGGAUGACCCGAAGCAACUUUGCUGUCGGUUACACGACUGGAGACUUCCAGCUCCACACCAAUGUAAACGAUGGUGCAGAGUUUGGCGGAUCCAUUUAUCAGAAAGUAAAUGACAAACUGGAGACCGCCGUGAAUCUUGCUUGGACGGCCGGCAGCAACGGCACUCGCUUCGGCAUCGGUGCAAAAUACCAGCUAGACUCCAGCGCUUCUAUAUCUGCGAAGGUGAACAACGCCAGCUUGGUUGGAAUCGGAUACACCCAGACUCUGCGGCCUGGAAUGAAACUCACCCUCUCUGCAAUGGUGGAUGGAAAAAAUAUCAACGCUGGUGGUCACAAGCUAGGUCUAGGCCUGGAGCUGGAGGCAUGAGAAUGAAAAGAAGAGGAGGAACUUGGCUCUCAAAUGCUCGAGAAUGAUCAAUAAUAGAUGUUUUAUCAAUAUAUGGCCAAAACGUUUAAAUCCAACUAAAGAUAUAGAAAUAUUUUUCCAACCCUGUCAUUGUGCUAACUCCAUGUAACCAGUUUUCAGCUUUAUGCAUUUAUUUGGUAAGAACCCUCUGUAAUGAUGAACACUAUAUGUUCACAAACGACAAUCUGAGACUUAUUCUGCUCAAAUGUGAGGAUCUAGAAAUGUUCUAAGCUGUUUAUUUGCACAAAAAUGUACCUUUAUUGAACACUUCAACCUGUUUGUUUUUCCUGUGGACAACCUCUUGGUAUGUCGGUAGUGUUGUGUUGUCAAUCAGGUUUCUCCAACAUGUCUGCUUUUAAACGAAUAAAGCUGCUCUUCCCUGAC